AUGAAAUUGUGUCCUUCCGGGAGGCUCUCAUCAACAUUGAAAACGAUGAAGAACCAAGGUAAUUGCUCUUAUCACUUCACAGAGGAAGAGUUAAAGAGUCAUGCUGUAGAUGCAGAAGGUUGGAAUGAAGUUCGAGACUUUUUUGAUCGCAUCGAGGACCUUGUGAAGAGAGAUGGCUGGACCCACCCGGAAACGUUCGAUGUUGCCUUUGAUUUCUUCUGCGACCUCCCGAAAUUAGGUCUCAGGCGCAUGAAAGGCCGAGAAAGAGAGAUUUUCGACAAACACACCAGCUAG
Penicillium diatomitis is the source of this 294-nucleotide messenger RNA. RefSeq lists its product as uncharacterized. NCBI's taxonomy places the organism in Eukaryota, Fungi, Ascomycota, Eurotiomycetes, Eurotiales, Aspergillaceae. The transcript is spliced from 2 exons. Bases 1 to 294 code for a protein of 97 amino acids. The record is from RefSeq and is a predicted model, not a curated record.